Messenger RNA from Amborella trichopoda, 2170 nucleotides. RefSeq names its product coiled-coil protein. Lineage: Eukaryota; Viridiplantae; Streptophyta; Magnoliopsida; Amborellales; Amborellaceae. The record is from RefSeq and is a predicted model, not a curated record.
UGUUUAGAACCUGGAACUUUUUUCAAAUGUGAAAGGCUUUUCACACCGUGUGAAAUGGUAAAUGAAAAUUCGUUUAGCUCCGUCUUCCCGCCAUAUGGAGCGCCACGUUGGUCCUUUGUCUGUCUACAGACGUUCGUUUUUCUCAGUCCUCUGUCCAACUCUAACGUGUCACCAUGAAAAUUGGAACGCCUGAAAACGUGUGCCCUUCAACGAUCCUUCUUAAAGUCCAACUCCUAUCCAUUGCUCUCCCUGUCCCCUUCGUAGCCACGGAAGUAUGAGUCCCUUUGAUAUAGGCAUUUCUCUCUCUUCGUUAUCUUGUAACUGUAUUUCUAGGGCUUCGUGUUGAAUAGCUCUUGAAAUCCGAGACCGGAUGGCUUCAUGGUUGAGGAUCAUCAAAGAGGUGAUGCCGUGUUUUAUUUUACAAGGCUGAUGGAUAUGCUUCUCGUUCAUCAAUCUUAGUUUGUCCCGAUGAAGACUGGCAUAUUAACUUCAUAGGUUUUCAUAUAACAAGUAUUCACUUUCAUAAAGGGGAUAACAUAUCCAUAAUAUGGUUACCUCUGUAUUGAUCACUGGUCAUCUUCUUAUCUGUUAUGCACCUCAAACUGGAGGGGAGAGAGCGGAAGGUGAUAUCAGCAACCGGUGUUCGGCAUGAUGGGCCUCCUAUUUGAACUUCUAGCAAAUGUAGUCAUAUUGAUUACAAAGCCAUUCUCUAUUAUCAAACUUUCAUGGCAGUUAGGCGCUGAAAUAGUUGGCUUUUUAACUAUAACAUGGAUGCGAGUUGUGAAGCUUCUUCUCAACUUAUACAUAGCCAUGUGCUGGAGGAUUAUUAUUUGGACAGUUUCAAUCAUUUCUUUGCCUUUUCGGAUUCUUACAGCAAUACAGAGGGAAAGGCUGCUAGAAACUCACCUUCUUGAAAUGCAAGCCCAGCUGGAGAUGUCUGUAUGGCAGAAGAAAGAACUUGAAGAGAGGUUAACGGUGGCUGUUAAACAACAUAAAAUUGUAGAGUCCAUAUUAGCGGAGGUUGAGGAGGAGCAUGAUAAAGCUAUUACAAAGAUUGAGGUUUUGGAAAAUGAGUUACAGGAUCUUAGAGAAGAGAAUAUCCGCCUAAAAGAAAUUCAUUUCAAACACCUUUGGAAACCCAGGCCUGGAGACCCAACUCUAAAAUACGAGCACCCACGAGAAGAGUAUGGGACAGCAGUCUCAUGGGAUCCAGGCCUUGACGGGAGCAAUUUGGUGCUAAAAGACCUCAUGCAAGGCACCGCUUCUCAUCAAGGGCAGUGUAGGACAAGCCUGCCUCCAUUCGGGCAGAGGCCAAUCUUGCAAUUUCAUAGACCCGACGAAGUUGUGGCUGGAAGGAGGGGUUUGGCCCUUAAGCAAAGCCUCUUUAGUGCCUUCUUGUCUUUGUUGGUUGGGACUAUAGUUUGGGAGGCCGAGGACCCAUGUGGGCCCCUUGUAGCUGCAUUAUUUUCAGUUGUGGGCAUGUCUUUGAAGAGUGUUGUGAGCUUCUUCUCCACACUCGAGAAUAGGGCAGCAUCUGAUGCUGUGGCCUUGUUGAGCCUCAAUUGCUUCAUCUUGGGAACUUUGACAGCCCCCACCUUGCCAAGUAUCGCACGCCUAUCGACACCACCGGUGAUUUGGCUGGCUUGUAGGGCAGGUGGAUGGUUUGCUUUUGCUUGUUAGAGGGGUGAGAGUAUUUGUUCCUGAUGCGUUGUUUGUCUUGUUGAGAAUAACGUUUGUCUAUGUGGGAUUGUUUUGUUGGAGUGUAUAUUGGCUUUUUGGGGAAAGAGAGAGGUGGCCUGGCCUGUUGGGUCAUUGUUGACUCACUUGUCUUGGUCUUGUAGGCACGCACGCGUGAGAGAUACUGUAUGUGAUUGUGUUGGAUCAGUCGAUUUUGGGGUUCCGUAUUUGGUUUUGUAUGAAUGUAAAUAUGACAGACGAUGGAGAGUGAGAGUGGCUGGUGUUUUGGUUGGUUUUAGAGAAGGGGCUGCGCUUCUUGUUUGGCCUUCUGAUUUUGCAACCUGUAAAACAAUUCCUGAGAAGUGUUAGCAGAACGUCUUUGUUCUUGUGGAUGCGAUUGGCUGUUAGGCCUCGACGUAUUUCAAUCUGUAAGAGAAUAUUUUGAAGAGUUUUUUAACAUUGAAAUAUCACCAUUCCUAUUAGUUUAUUAUCA